This is a messenger RNA of Ilex paraguariensis (yerba mate), 621 nucleotides long. Lineage: Eukaryota; Viridiplantae; Streptophyta; Magnoliopsida; Aquifoliales; Aquifoliaceae. The record is from the annotation of a GenBank genome assembly.
AUGAAAGCUGAGGAGUUGGAAACAGCAUUGAUGGAAAUGGUGAAGCAGGAUAACCGACGACAAUUGAGUGCAAGGGUUGAGCAAUUGGAGCAAGAGGUUGCUGAGCUUCGGCAGGCCCUUGCUGAUAAGCAGGAACAAGAAAAUGCCAUGCUUAAGGUUCUUAUGAGGGUAGAGCAAGAGCAGAGAGUAACAGAAGAUGCUCGCAUAUUUGCUGAGCAAGAUGCAGCAGCCCAGAGAUACGCUGCUCAAGUGCUUCAGGAGAAAUAUGAAGAGGCCACUGCUUCCCUUGCUGAAAUGGAGAAGAGAGUAGUUAUGGCAGAGUCAAUGUUGGAAGCUACCUUGCAGUACCAAUCUGGUCAAAAUAAAGCACUACCUUCUCCACGAUCCAUACAGCAAGAUUCUUCACCAGGACGAAGCAAUCAAGAUUCACAAGAGCUGCCCACAAGAAAGAUCAGUUUGCUUUCCAGACCAUUUGGGCUUGGCUGGCGUGACAGAAACAAGGGGAAGCCUAUUAAUGCCGAGGAACCAAUUGAUGGCAAGUCUACCAAUGAAGUAGAGAGUCCAAGUACCCAGCAGAAAGACGAUAACAAUAAUGACCAUCAAGGGGAGGAGAGAUUAUAA